AUGCACCCACGAAUUCCUUUCUUUAUAACUCUGCUUCUGGCCGCCGCUGGCCCUGCCCGCGGUGGAUGGGUCGUCAGCGAUGACAGCAGCAUCGCAUCCGUGCCUGCUGCAGCCACGCCCCUGGCUGCUCCAGCCGCUGCCGCUGCCGCUGCCUCCCCUGUGGCGGCUGCGGACCCCGAGGCUGCCGCCCUGACGGCUAUGGCCUCUGGCCAGGCGGCCCAGUGGAUCGUCACCUACCGCGUCAGCGCCGACGAGGUGGCCGCCGAGGCCGCCACCCCCCUGGCCGCCUCAGCGACCGCCGCCACCAUCGCCGCCGCGGGCGCCUCCUCGCCCGCAGACGCCGCACUGCUGCGCAUGCAGCGCACCGUCAAGGCGCGCGUGAUGUCGCCGGGCGGCGCCUUGGCAGCGCAGGGCGCCAGCGUUGUGCGCGACUUCCAAAACCUGCCCGUGUCGGUGGUGGCGCUGCCCAGCGCCGCCGCCCUGGCGACCCUGCGCGCCGACCCCUCAGUGGCGAGCGUGGAGCCCAACCGCCCCAACAGCCGUGCCUUGGUGCAGAGCCUGCCCCUUGUCGACCAGCCAGCCGCCGUCGCCGCGGGCAGCAAGGGCGCCGGCUGCUAUGUGGCCGUCCUUGACACCGGCGCCGACUACACCCACCCCGACCUGGGCUCCUGCGCCACCGCCGGCGCGCCUGAGCCGUGCCGCGUGGCCUACGCCAGGGACUUCACCAAAGUAGAUGACGGCCAGCUGGACAGUGACGGGCAUGGCACCAAUGUGGCGUCUAUUGUGGCCCGCGUCGCCCCUGGAGUCAAGAUUUUGGCCCUGGACGUGUUUUCAAACGAUGCAGCUGGCAAUCUCGUGGCCUGGGACAGCGACAUCCUGUCCGCCAUAGACUGGUCCAUCAAGGUCAAGAACAAUGGCACGUACAACGUCUGCGCCAUCAACCUCUCCCUCGGGUCCGCCUCAAAUGCCGCCACUCCCUGUGCCACCAGCGCCUACGAGUCUUCCUUCGCCACCGCGCGCCGCGCCGGCAUCGUGCCCGCCGUCGCCUCCGGCAACGACGCCAAGAAGAACGCCAUCGCCAGCCCGGCCUGCGCGCCGUCCGCGGUGUCUGUGGGGGCUGUCUACGACAGCAAUGUCAACUCGCGUGCCUGGAGCGUCUGCACAGACGCCUCCACCGCCGCCGACCAGGUCGCCUGUUUCAGCAACAGCGCCGCCUACCUCACGCUGCUGGCGCCCGGCGCCAUCAUCAACGCCGGCGGCUGGUCAAUGGCCGGCACCAGCCAGGCCACGCCCCACGUGUCGGGCGCUGUUGCAGUGCUCAAGGCCGCAGUGCCCACCGCCACCGUCGCCCAGGUGAUCGCUGCACUGCAGUCCAGCGGCAAGCUCGUCACCGACGCGGCCAACGGUGUCAGCACGUCACGCAUCGACGUGGCCGCGGCCGUUGGCGCCCUGUCCAGCGGCGGCGGUGGCGUGGGCGCCAACACAGACACCACUGCCCCCACCGGCUCGGUCAGCAUCAACGGCGGCGCUGCCAUUUCUGCCUCCCUGGACGUGACCCUGGCCAUCAGCGGCACCGACGCCAGCGGCGUGGCUUCCAUGUGCAUCAGCAACACCGCCGCCGCCUGCACCGCCUUUGAGACCUUUGCCACAACCAAGGCUUGGCGCCUAGCCGCUGGCGCCGACGGCGUGCGCACAGUCUUUGUGACUCUCAAAGAUACCGCAGGCAACACCAUGGCCACCCCUGCCACCGACACGAUCACCCUGCAAACGACCCAAGCAGACAACACACCGCCAACCGGCUCAGUCACCAUCAAUGGGGGUGCUGCCACCACCACCACCCUGGACGUGACCCUGGCGAUCAGCGGCAAUGACGCCAGCGGCGUGGCUUCCAUGUGCAUCAGCAACACCGCUGCCGCCUGCACCGCUUUCCAGGCCUUUGCUACCACCAAGGCUUGGCAGUUGGCUGGCGGCGCCGACGGCGUGCGCACCGUCUUUGUGACUCUCAAAGAUACCGCAGGCAACACCAUGGCCACCCCUGCCUCAGCCACCAUCACCCUGCAGACGUUGGUUGCCGCUGGCACCAGCGCUGUCGUAAUCAACGGCGGCACCGCCUACACCAACGCGCGCACCGUGCCUCUGCAAAUCAGUGCCCAGGGGGCAACCUCCAAGACCAAAAUGUGCAUCAGCCAGACCGCUGCAGACGCCUCCGGCUGCGGCGGCUGGUCUGGCUUCGCGGCCAGUAAGAAGUAUUCUCUUGGCACCUCGCCUCAGGGGCUCCGCACCAUCCGCGUUUUUUUCAGGGACGCCUCUGGCGCCGCGCUUCCUACUGCAGUGGGCACCAUCUCUUUUGACAGCGUGGCACCCUCCAUGGACCCCGCCGCCAUGGCCGUCACGGCCACUCCCACGAGCAGCAGCGUCAUAGUUGGGUUCCUGCAAGCCGCCACUGAUGACGUGUCCGGCGUCGCGUCAUACGUGGUGGUCGGCCGCCAAGGCAAGACAGCACCCCCGCGCUGCAGCGGCGCCAGCCUCAAGAAGGCCCUCAGCGGCGGCCUCGCCAGCACCGUCGCUGCCCCCACUACCCCGGGCACUGACGGUGUUCGCGCGGCCGUCGUGCAGUCGCAGAGCGUUUCUUUCUCGGGGCUCAAGGCAAGAACAUCGUACUCGUUUCGUGUGUGCGCUCUUGACACCGCGGGCAAUGCUGCCCAGGGUGUCACUGUCUCUACUAGCACGACUGGAUGA
Monoraphidium neglectum is the source of this 2739-nucleotide messenger RNA. RefSeq names its product peptidase S8/S53 subtilisin kexin sedolisin. Bases 1 to 2739 code for a protein of 912 amino acids. Gene Ontology annotation, molecular function: serine-type endopeptidase activity. Lineage: Eukaryota; Viridiplantae; Chlorophyta; Chlorophyceae; Sphaeropleales; Selenastraceae. The transcript has 4 exons. Gene Ontology annotation, biological process: proteolysis. The record is from RefSeq and is a predicted model, not a curated record.